AUUUCAUGGUCACGAGAAAAUUUAAAAAUAUUGAUAGGUAAAUUACCCAGGUGUGUAACACGUGCUGUCAAAAUGAACCUGACACCUGUCACCGGUCAUGUUAUUUGUCAUUUUUCCCUUUAUCUCGAAUUUAAGACUUGCGUUCGCAAUCACCCGCUCCACUGAUGCAGUUUAGUUUAAAAAACAUUCAAAUCAGCUGAAACUUUAACCCCUCGCGCGACGGGUAAAAACCCACGAAGCAAACCGGUUUGCAUGUCGGAUCUUUACCGCACGAUUUUGGCAAAGAGAGAAGCCCCAAUUUGCGCUCCUCACGCUAGACGGAGAAAAGCGGUGAGUUUCGUGACGCAGGCGCGUAGUAUGGCGGUGUGAUUGGAAAGUGCUUCAGUGCGGUGCAGUCAUGAAGGAGUACCACCAAGUCACCUCCCCCAACUACUCGUACGUGUUCAACUUCGAGUCGGACUUCAUCCACCAGGAGACCCGCACAUGGAUGCAAGACAACUGGACGUUGGGCUUCUACUACGUGGGCAUCUACAUGGUGCUCAUCUUCGGGGGCCAGCACCUCAUGCAAAGCCGUCCGCGGUUCGAGCUCCGGGGCGUCCUCAGCCUCUGGAACACUCUCCUGGCCACGUUCAGCAUCAUCGGGGCCUGCAGAACGGUCCCCGAGUUCCUCCACACCCUCACCCACCACGGCCUCUACCACUCGGUCUGCGUGCCUAGUUUCAUCGAGCAGGACAAGGUGUCGGGCUUCUGGACGUGGAUGUUCGUCUUGAGCAAACUCCCCGAGCUGGGGGACACCAUCUUCGUGGUGUUGCGGAAACAGCCCCUCAUUUUCCUCCACUGGUACCACCACAUCACGGUGCUGCUCUACUCCUGGUUCAGCUACACGGAGUACACGGCCAGUGCGAGGUGGUUCAUUGUGAUGAACUACUGUGUCCAUUCGGUGAUGUACACAUAUUACGCACUCAGGGCCAUGGGGUACAGCCCCCCGAGACAGAUCGCCAUGCUGAUCACCUCGCUCCAACUCCUCCAGAUGGUGAUCGGCUGCGCGGUCAACAUCUGGGCCCAUCAGCUCCUCCAAAGCCAAGCCGAAUGCCACAUAACCCCCUUUAACAUCAAAUUGUCAAUUGCCAUGUAUCUGAGCUAUUUUGUUCUUUUUGCGAGGUUCUUCCACAAGGCCUAUCUCUCGGGGGCGAAGAGGAGCAAAACUAGGAGCGCCACGGCCGACUACCCUCUAAUCAAAUCGAAAGUUCACUAGUUCCAGGACUGUUUUGUUCGGUUUUUUUCGGGUUGUGAUAUGUUUUAAUAAAAUGAUGUUCCAACAAAUUUUAUAACAAAAUCGUUAUAAAUUAUAUGUAUAUUUUUUAUAAAGCAUUUAGAAAAUGUGCAUUUCAUAGGGCAUUUAUGGUUUCGUUGUUACAGACGACACAAAACGACCUGAAAUUUCAUGAUAAUCAUGAAGAAUUAACUACUUAAUUUUUAUUGUCAACACUAUUGUUUCAAAUCGUUUUGUGACAUCUCUAAAUCGUUGGAAAAGGAACACAGAACUAGUCAUUGUUAGGUUUAUAAUUGUGUAUGGAAUUACAUUUUUAUCAUAAUCGCAACUUAUUUAUUUUCUACUUUUAGACAAUUCAACGUGAAGAGUCACACUGUUAAAUUGUUCUGCAACAGUCGUUCAAUAAAAUAUUUUUUACCAA
Tribolium madens (black flour beetle) is the source of this 1694-nucleotide messenger RNA. It is a transcript of the gene Baldspot, whose product is annotated as elongation of very long chain fatty acids protein 6. Gene Ontology annotation, biological process: fatty acid elongation, polyunsaturated fatty acid; fatty acid elongation, monounsaturated fatty acid; fatty acid elongation, saturated fatty acid. Gene Ontology annotation, molecular function: fatty acid elongase activity. The record is from RefSeq and is a predicted model, not a curated record. NCBI's taxonomy places the organism in Eukaryota, Metazoa, Arthropoda, Insecta, Coleoptera, Tenebrionidae. Bases 398 to 1255 code for a protein of 285 amino acids. The transcript is spliced from 2 exons. Gene Ontology annotation, cellular component: endoplasmic reticulum membrane.